Molecule: messenger RNA, 2370 nt
Organism: Patiria miniata (bat star)
Lineage: Eukaryota; Metazoa; Echinodermata; Asteroidea; Valvatida; Asterinidae
Gene: exosc1
Product: exosome complex component CSL4-like
Exons: 6
Coding region: 61-654 (197 amino acids)
Biological process (GO): RNA processing
Cellular component (GO): cytoplasm; nuclear exosome (RNase complex)
Molecular function (GO): RNA binding
Source: RefSeq, a predicted model, not a curated record
AAAAGUAUCCGCGAUAUUGAAAGAGCGCCCCCAAGAGGCGGUACGAUUAACACAAGCAAGAUGGCGGCCUCCACGAUUUGUAUUCCAGGUCAACGCCUUGGCAGUACAGAAGAGUUCCAGGCAGGAAAAGGUACUUACACGAGGCAAGGGUAUGUCUACUCCAGUCUGGCUGGCUUCCGACAUGAGUCCAAACAGGGGGAAGAUUUACCUGAAUUGCAAGUUUUACUUGAAGAUCAGCAGACUGUCGUACCAGAGGUCGGCUCGGUCGUCACAGUAAAGAUGACCAGUGUCAAUCCACGAUUUUGCCGUUGUGCCAUCCUGAGCGUUGAAGGCACGCCACUGACCCAGAGUUUCCGCGGAAUGAUCAGAAGGGAAGACAUCCGAGCCACAGAGAAAGAUAAGGUGGAGGUCUACAAAUCCUACCGGCCUGGCGACGUGGUGCUCGCUAGAAUUCUGUCACUAGGAGACGCCCAGUGGUAUCUCUUGUCAACCGCAGAGAACGAGUUAGGGGUGGUGCUCGCACAGAGCGAAGCAGGUGUCAACAUGGUCCCAAUCAGUUGGUGUGAGAUGGUGUGUCCUAAGACCCACAGCAAAGAGUUUCGCAAGGUAGCCAGGGUACAACCCCAGUAUCUGAUUCAGCCAGCUGGUACAUAGCACCCAGUAGUACCCGGUAUCUGAUCCAGCCAGCUGGUACAUAGCACCCAGUACGUAGUACCCAGUAUUUGAUCCAGCCAACUGGUACAUAGCACCCAGUAGUACCCAGUAUUUGAUCCAGCCAACUGGUACAUAGCACCCAGUAGUACCCAGUAUUUGAUCCAGCCAACUGGUACAUAGCACCCAGUAGUACCCAGUAUUUGAUCCAGCCAACUGGUACAUAGCACCCAGUAGUACCCAGUAUUUGAUCCAGCCAACUGGUACAUAGCACCCAGUAGUACUCGCCAGUAACAUGGUCUUUUUUAUAAAUCCAAUUAGCACCCAGUCUCUGGUACCUUUAGGUAGAUCCCUGCCUUCUCUAGCUUUUGUUAAUAUGUACAUAGGGUAUUAAAGCAAGCACCUCAUCGAAACCCAGUGAAACAUUAGCACCCAGUCUUUAGUACCAAGAACAAAUGCCCACAUUAUUAUCUAGCUUUGGUACAUGGCACCCCAUCAAAUACUAAUCACUUGGAAGGUGCCUAAGGUAUCAACCCUAGUACUUGAUCCAGCCAGCUGGCAUAUAGCAUCAAAUCGGUACCCAUGCAGUAGAACCUUUUGGUAAUAGCCUAGUGCCCGAUGAAUUCAAUUUGACAGUCCGUGUGAUCUUGUUAUCCUUAAGGACUGAGCACUUGCUCUCACAACUUAUGGGGUACUAGCACAAAGGGAAUGAUAGUACCAGCAAGUCGACCUUUGUAAUAAAGCGGUACCCCAGAAUAGAAAUUCUAAAGAAGAAGGAUAAAGGGACAACAAUGCAAGUAUCACAUAAACCCCUUGUGUGAGGUUGCGUGGGACAAUGGAGGAUUUGCGAUACCAAUAAGCCAGAGGACCUGAGCCAAGUCCUGUGGAGGUUUUCGUGUACAAACCUUAGGGGAGAUGUUGAGGAAAAGAGUUCAAACAAUAGGAACAAAAGAAGGGAGCAUACAGGAGGUCCUCGUAAGUAGAAGGAUAACAGCGUAUGAUGAAUCGCGGGAAUUAUCUAUUUUGUUGGAAACUAACAACAGAUCAGAAACCAUUCGCCCAGUAUCAUUGUAAUGUACUAUUAAACCAAUGUGCUCUUUGGUUCGAAGGCUUCAAAACCAGAAAUAAAGAUGCAUCGCAAUUCAAGCCUUGUAUUUGUUCGAGCAGAACAUUCUACAUGGCACUUGGUUUAGCUUCUCACUGUCAAUUAGGGGAUCAUUUUUUCUCUUUCAGAAUUAUCCAAUCUUUUAUAUUUUUCCCCUGAGACCUGUCCCCAAAUGAAAUUAAGCAGCAGAUGGGAAAGGGGAGUUGUAAUCAAUGUGUCACAUUUCUUGAUGUGCCGUGCAUUGCAUUCACCCUAUUCAUGUAAAUUCCCUCUUUUCAUCAAGACGGUAGGAUCGUGCGUGACCAGAGGUUAAUGUUGUAUUCUCCUCGCGCCGUAUCAAAAUGUAUCAGACCAAAUUAUAUUAUUGCAUGUUCAGAUACAAUGCCGUUCCAGUUGGAAUUUCGCUCAUGUUUUUGAGUGCGUGUUGCAUGUGAUUGCAAAAUAAUUACUUUUUCUUGUCAUCAACCUUUUUCUUAGAAUAGAGAAUAGAUGCCAUGCACUAUUUAAGACAUUAUUUUAACAAACCGACCUUUGUUCAUGACACGUGUGGUUUUUUGGGUAAUAUGUCAAAGCUUUGUUUUAAAAUAAAAUAUAAACGUUAAUUUAUGAGGACA